Molecule: messenger RNA, 1305 nt
Organism: Asparagus officinalis (garden asparagus)
Lineage: Eukaryota; Viridiplantae; Streptophyta; Magnoliopsida; Asparagales; Asparagaceae
Product: N-acylphosphatidylethanolamine synthase
Biological process (GO): phospholipid metabolic process
Source: RefSeq, a predicted model, not a curated record
ACGCCGGGACACUAAACCCUAACCUCUCCUCCUCCCCAAAGCUGCAAAAAAACCCCAAUGCAGGAAAAAUCAUGGCCGAUUCGAGCAGCGGACCCGACGCUGAAGUGGGCGGCGAGAUCAGAUCACGGCGGAGGGAUCCCCCGCAGGAUCGUGAUCAUGGCCGUCGGCGCCUUCGCUAAGGUCGCCACCAACGUCCUCAACUCGACCGAGGUCCACAACUCCGAGACGCCGCAGGGGCGACCGCUGAUCACCGUCAGCAACCACAUGUCCACGUUGGAUGAUCCACUUAUGUGGGGAUUCAAGGGUUUUCCCACUGGGGAUGCAAACCUAGCAAGGUGGGUGCUAGCAGCAGAGGAUAUAUGCUUCAAGAAUACCAUUUUCUCAUACUUAUUUCGUCUGGGAAAAUGCAUACCAAUUACAAGAGGUGGUGGAAUUUAUCAAGAACAUAUGAAUGAAGCUUUAGAAGUCUUAAGAGAUGGAGGCUGGUUGCAUACAUUUCCAGAGGGAAAAGUUUCACAAGUGAAUGCACCUAUUAGACGGCUAAAGUGGGGAACUGCCAGUCUUAUUGCACGUGCUGCCGUUACUCCAAUGGUCCUACCAAUAGUUCACUGUGGGUUUGAAAAGGUGAUGCCUGAGCAUUCAUUUUUUGGCAGAAGACCACCGGUCCCUUUGUUCAACAAGGAAAUUAAAAUUAUUAUUGGUGAACCAAUACAGUUCGACCUUCGAACCUUGAGGCAAAAAGCCAUGACUGUAUCUCAGGAAGCACCAUUUUGCAGUCUUGGGUGGCCCAACCUUUGCCCUGAUGGUCUCAACGAGACACAACAAAGGUGGCUCUAUUCCAACAUCUCGGAUAGGAUCUGGACCAUCAUGGAGAGAUUGAGGUGCUUCGGUUUGUCCCUCAGGAAUGAGUAGGUAUAAUAACUUACGAAGCAGGGCUUCGGUUUGUCCCUCAAGAAAGAGUAGGUAUAAUAACUUAUGAAGUGGGGCUCCUUUCCUUCUAGGGCUUAGAUUUUUUUUAUUGGCAUUUUAUUUAAAUUUUUUGUGGACAUUUCCCUUAUGAUAUCUUUUUAUUACUGUAAAAUUUUGCUCAGAUGGGGACACGUGAAUUUGUGCUCUCUGCUUCAAGAUUUCUCAUAAAUUUUGAUAACAAUUCAUGAGGUAGGAGUUUAGAAUUUGAGUCGAUGUAGUAUCAUCCUGAACUUUAUAGAAAUUGAACAUCCCCAGACAAUGUUAUUCUCUCCUUUGUUUCAGUUGUUCGUGUUGUUUUUUUUGGAAUUCUAUAAAGUGCUACACUUUUGUACUGUG